UCGCCGGUCGAGAACUUGUGAAGGCCGUCUUUUCCUAACAUUCGCAAGGCUCUAGGACGGAUACAUCAGGACCUCAGUACCGCUCCGCAUCAUGGCAGCUACAGGAGCCUCCGCCGAAGCAGACGCCCAAGUCCAAAUCCUCCGCAAGAUCCUCACCUCCGAACAAGAACCCCUCGCACGCCGCUUCCGUGCCCUCUUCUCGCUCAAGUACCUCGCCUCUCUGCAACCGCCCACCGAGCAGAACAUUCCCGCUAUCGCAGCAAUUGCUGCUGCGUUUACUUCGCCCUCCGCGUUGCUCAAACACGAGCUGGCAUACUGCUUGGGACAAUCCCGCCAUGACGCCGCGAUAUCCCCACUGCGACGUGUGCUAGAGGACAAGGCAGAAGAUGCUAUGUGCAGACACGAGGCGGCGGAGGCCCUGGGCGCUUUGGGUGAUCUAGGGAGUUUAGAUUUGCUCAAGGGACUACGGGACGACGCGCAGGAGCCUGAUGUAGUUCGGGAGACCUGCGAUAUUGCGGUAGAUAGGAUAGAGUGGGAGCAUGGGCUGCAGGGUAAGGACGAACAGUUGAAAAAGAGCGAUUUUGCAUCCAUCGAUCCCGCGCCGCCACUACCGCAGAGUACCGAAAAGCCAUCAAUUCCAGAGCUCGAAAAGACCCUCCUCGACACUUCUCUCCCGCUGUUCAAGCGCUACCGAGCCAUGUUUGCUCUGCGCGACCUGGCUUCCCCACCAGACCUCCCCACAGCCGUACCAGCUAUUCAAUCACUAGCCAAGGGUUUCACUGAUCCCUCUGCGCUCUUCCGACAUGAGAUCGCAUUUGUGUUCGGACAGCUAUCGCAUCCAGCAUCCAUUCCCAGCCUUGUCGAGACGCUCAGUAACACAAAGGAAGCUGGUAUGGUCCGUCAUGAAGCUGCUGAAGCGCUCGGAAGUCUAGGCGAUGAAGAGGGAGUGGAGGAUAUAUUGAGGAAAUUCCUGGACGAUCCGGAGCAGGUGGUGCGGGACAGCGUGAUAGUGGCGCUCGACAUGGCAGAAUUCGAGAAAAACGGCGAAGCGGAGUAUGCAAUAGUACCGGAGGCGAAGCCUAUUGCGGCGUAGGCAGGGUAUUGGAUGCAUGCACGAAGGCGUUCCGGCUACACGGUGGGAUGUUGGAGGAUUGAUGUGCCCAAUAUUCAGCUCAGUUGUUCGUGUUCCAU
Molecule: messenger RNA, 1191 nt
Organism: Trematosphaeria pertusa
Lineage: Eukaryota; Fungi; Ascomycota; Dothideomycetes; Pleosporales; Trematosphaeriaceae
Product: deoxyhypusine hydroxylase
Exons: 2
Coding region: 92-1093 (333 amino acids)
Biological process (GO): peptidyl-hypusine biosynthetic process
Molecular function (GO): deoxyhypusine monooxygenase activity
Source: RefSeq, a predicted model, not a curated record